AUGAAAUAUCUUACACUCACUUUGAUGGUGCUCAGUUAUGUUCAGUCUAGUUUAUUGGAUAUGAAGUCUACUAUCAACAAUACUAAAUUGGAUCCAGAAGACAACGAUGCUAACAAAAGCAUUAAGAAAAUAUGCUCUGAAUAUGGAUUCGAGGUCUAAGAACAUAAAGUGACUACAGCUGAUGGGUACAUUUUAACCCUCUUCAGAGUUCCAGGCUACUUUUAUCAAACUUUCGUUGAUCCCAUAAAGAAACCAGUCGUGCUGAUGCAGCAUGGCAUUGAUGGUGAUGCCUCUAACUGGAUGCUCAAUUCAUAAGAAGUAGCUCAUGUAUUCGUAUUAGUAAGAUAAGGUUAUGAUGUCUGGCUAGGAAAUAACAGAGGUAAUCAAUACAGUAUGGAACAUGAGACCCUUGACUUAAACGACCCAGGUCAAAAAUAUGACUUCUGGCAUUUUUCAUUCGAAGAAAUGGGUCUGAAUGACUUACCUGCUUAGAUUGACUAUAUUUUAAAGACCACUGGAUAAGAAAAGCUUUCAUAUGUAGGCCAUUCAAUGGGUACAACUCAAAUGUUUAUCGGUGCCUCAAUGAAGAAUGAUUACUUCAAAUAAAAAAUAAAUCUGUUCAUUGCAUUUGCGCCUAUUGCACGUAUGAGUCAUGUAUACUCUCCUCUAAUGAAGACAAUUUCUUCUUAAUCCGGAUUAAUAGAAAAACUUCUUGUUGAUUUAGGACUAUACAACCUAUUCGCACCGAACUGGCUGAUGGACUAGAUCACAGCUAAAUUCUGUGACACCACUCUUGGAGGUAUGAUAUGCAAGCAGUUCUUCUAGACUUUCACCGAUAUGGAUGCAAGUGUAGAUAACCUUAAAAGAGUUGAGACAUACCUUACACAUACUCCCUCAGGCUCAGGUUACAGAAACUUCAUUCAUUAUGCCUAGAUUAUUAAUUCAAACAGAUUUGCAAGAUAUGACUUAGGGUAUGAUAUGAAUAGCCUUAGAUACAAUUCAACAAUCCCUCCUCUAUAUCCCUUAGAGCAAAUAAAAGGCAUCCCAAUUGCUCUUUUUGUUGGGUAACUAGAUGUACUGAGUACAGUUAUUGAUGCAGAUUGGUUGAAUUAAUAAUUAGGUGAUAAUGUGGUCUACUAUAAACAGUAUAAGCUUGGACAUUAAUCUUUCUUGAUUGCAAAGGAUAUGUCAUUCUUUACAGUUGAUGCAAUGAACCUUAUUCAAAAGUAUGCCACCAAUUCAUUUUCUAGCAACUUCCUUUAAUGA
Molecule: messenger RNA, 1266 nt
Organism: Stylonychia lemnae
Lineage: Eukaryota; Ciliophora; Spirotrichea; Sporadotrichida; Oxytrichidae
Source: the annotation of a GenBank genome assembly